Molecule: messenger RNA, 513 nt
Organism: Physcomitrium patens
Lineage: Eukaryota; Viridiplantae; Streptophyta; Bryopsida; Funariales; Funariaceae
Source: RefSeq, a predicted model, not a curated record
GUGCCCAUAAAGCCAUUGCGUCGCUGCGGCGCAACAUGAGCUUCACAGGGCAUCCAGGACCGUCACGGACCCAGCCCAAGCCCAUUUCGGUGAUCAGGAUCGCAUGUCACCGAAUUCGUCUGCUCGCGCAGUCUAGGGUGGAGGGACACUAUGGUGUGGGAGCUUGUGUUAUUGGGGUGCGACGCGCUGGCCGCUUGGUGCUCGCUCAUGGCAGCUAUUGGGUUUCUGACCCUCGUCGGAGGGGUUUUCGUCUCCAUAGCCUUCGUACGAAAUGCAGCGAACACGCCCACGAGGUUGUCCUCUCCGAAGAGAGUUCGCAUUAUCACUCAUCCCAAGCUGAAGCCCUCAAUCAAGCUGUGAUCCAUCAGACUCCUUGCAAUUUUCUGCAGGUGUUUUUUGGGAGGUGGUUCUGUGUACAUACUUCGAGUAGCUUCUGUGCAAAGCACUACAUUCAUUUUACUAUGUAAAAACACAUCAUACAGCAAGCAGUAUUUGAGUGAACUUCCGCUUCAA